Messenger RNA from Leptosomus discolor (cuckoo roller), 250 nucleotides. Lineage: Eukaryota; Metazoa; Chordata; Aves; Leptosomiformes; Leptosomidae. The record is from RefSeq and is a predicted model, not a curated record.
AUACUGGGCAGUUGCUCUGCCAGCGUACCUACUAGUGGCUAUAGGAAUUGGCUAUAUAUUACUUUUUGGUAUUAACAUGAUGAGUACAGCUCCACUUAACUCCACAAAUACCAUUACAGAUAACUAUGCAAAAAAGCAGCAGCAGAAGAGAUUUCAAGAAGAAGCAAUUCCAGCCUUGAGGGAUAUUCCCAUCAGUGAAGUAAACAGAAUGUUUUUCCUUCCUGAAAAAGGAGUCUGCAAUAGCAGAUAG